This is a messenger RNA of Gastrolobium bilobum, 2562 nucleotides long. RefSeq names its product probable LRR receptor-like serine/threonine-protein kinase At5g48740. Gene Ontology annotation, molecular function: protein binding; protein kinase activity; ATP binding. The transcript has 16 exons. The coding region runs from base 1 to 2562 and encodes 853 amino acids. The record is from RefSeq and is a predicted model, not a curated record. Gene Ontology annotation, biological process: protein phosphorylation. NCBI's taxonomy places the organism in Eukaryota, Viridiplantae, Streptophyta, Magnoliopsida, Fabales, Fabaceae.
AUGGACUUAAGGGAUUCAUUUCCUAUCUUCUUUCUGUUUUGCAGCUUCUGGGGUGUGUCUUUCUGUGGACAAGAUGGUUUCUUGAGUCUAUCUUGUGGUGGAAAAACCAGCUUCAGUGAUUCAUCUAACAUUUCAUGGGUGCCAGACACUACCUACAUAACCACAGGCAAGACAAUUACCAUCAAUUACAAUGAUGGUUCUUCCUCCAUAAAUGUCUCAGCUCGGUUCUUCCCGAAUUCCAGAGGCCGCACAUGCUAUAGGAUACCAGUGAACAAUGCAACUACUUUGGUUCUCCUGAGAGCAAAGUUUGUGUACAAGAACUAUGAUGGACUUGGAAAACCACCUACUUUUUCUGUUUCUCUUGGGACAGCUAUUGCUGCUAACAUAAAUCUUGCUAAAAAUGAUCCAUGCACAGAAGAGUUUCUCUGGACAGUCAAUAAGGACACACUACCAUUCUGUUUAAAUUCAAUUCCAAGUGGUGGUUCUCCUGUGAUUUCUUCACUUGAAAUCAGACCACUGCCUAAAGGAUCCUACACAAAUGGCAAAGAAGAUUUCCCAAAUAAACUACUCAAGAAGAGUUAUCGAAUUGAUUGUGGCCACACCAAUGAGUCUAUUCAGUACCCCAUGGAUCCCUAUGAUAGAAUAUGGAAUGCUGAUAGAAGUUUCACACCCUUUCAUGCUACAACUGGAUUUAAGAUUCAGAAUAGCUUCAAUCCAUCUAAUAUUGUGGAGGAACCACCAGCUACUGUUCUUCAAACUGGGAGAGUCUUGGCGCGGCGAAAUAUGCUGGCAUAUAACCUCCCUCUUGAUAGAUUAGGGGACUACUACAUCAUCCUGUAUUUUGCUGGAAUUCUUCCCGUGUUCCCCUCAUUUGAUGUAUUGAUAAAUGGAGAUCUUGUAAAAUCAAACUAUACAAUAAAGAGCUCAGAAAUCAGUGUUUUAUACGUUACACAAAAGGGAAUAAGCAGCUUGAAUAUAACACUAAGGAGUAUCAGCUUCUACCCUCAGAUCAAUGCAUUUGAGGUAUAUAAUAUGGUUGAUAUUCCAUCUGAAGCCUCCUCAACCACAGUUUCAGCAAUGCAAGUUAUUCAGCAGUCCACUGGCUUGGAUCUAGGAUGGCAAGAUGAUCCAUGCUCCCCUUUCCCAUGGGAUCAUAUUGAUUGUGAAGGAAACCUGGUUACAUCAUUGGAUCUUUCAGGCAUAAAUUUGAGAUCAAUUAGUCCUACAUUUGGUGACUUGUUGGACCUUAAAACAUUGGAUUUGCGCAACACAUCUCUUGCUGGAGAAAUUCAGAAUUUGGAUAGCUUGCAGCAUCUUGAAAUACUGAACCUUGGUUUCAAUAAUCUAACAUCCUUUGGUGUAGAGCUGGAAAACUUGAUUAGCCUUCAAAUACUAGACUUGCAAAACAACAGUCUACAGGGAACAGUUCCUGAUAGCUUGGGAGAGAUAGAGGAUCUCCACUUACUGAAUCUGGAAAACAACAAACUACAAGGUCCACUUCCACUGUCCUUGAACAAAGAAAGUUUAGAGAUCAGAACAUCAGGGAAUUUGUGCCUUACUUUUUCCACAACCACAUGUGGUGAUGCAUCAUCCAAUCCUUCAAUUGAGACACCACAAGUGACUAUAAUUCCCAAAAAGAAGCACAAAGUACAAAAUCAUCUAGCAAUCAUACUAGGCAUGGUUGGAGGAGCUACACUUGCCCUUAUCUUGAUAUGUGUUUCAGUAUUUAUAUACAUGACUAAAAAGAGAUAUGAAGUCUCGUACACAGCAAGGGUAGAAACGGAUAUGAGGAAUUGGGGUGCAGUAAAAGUCUUUUCCUACAAAGAAAUCAAAGUAGCUACAAGCAACUUUAAAGAAGUCAUAGGACGGGGAAGUUUUGGAUCAGUUUACCUUGGAAAGCUUCCAGAUGGAAAAUCAGUUGCUGUCAAAGUUCGGUUUGAUAAAUCCCAGCUAGGGGUUGAUUCUUUUUUCAAUGAGAUUCAUCUCCUGUCGAAAAUCCGACAUCAAAAUCUUGUGUCUUUGGAAGGAUUUUGUCAAGAAUCAAAGCAUCAGAUAUUAGUUUAUGAGUACUUGCCUGGUGGAUCACUGGGUGAUCACCUCUAUGGUGCAAACAGCUACAAAACUCCCUUAAGCUGGAUUCGAAGGUUGAAAAUUGCAGUCGAUGCAGCAAAAGGACUGGAUUAUUUGCAUAACGGAAAUGAACCACGAAUCAUACACCGAGAUGUCAAGUGUAGUAAUAUUCUAUUGGAUAUGGAUAUGAAUGCUAAGGUCUGCGACUUUGGCCUCUCUAAGCAAGUAACCCAAGCAGAUGCAACUCAUGUCACAACUGUUGUGAAGGGAACUGCUGGGUAUCUAGAUCCAGAGUAUUAUUCCACCCAACAGCUUACAGAGAAAAGUGAUGUAUAUAGCUUUGGAGUUGUUCUUUUGGAACUCAUUUGUGGAAGAGAGACAAUGAUUCAUUCUGGAACUCCUGACUCAUUCAAUUUGGUGUUAUGGAGCCCCUGGUUGCGGCUGGGGUUUGCUUUUGAUAUUGACUCGAGGGAUCAAAGAUCCCUGAGUUAA